AUGCCGCCGGACCUGCAACACCGUCGAACCCAUAAUCUUUUAUUGAUCUCGAAAUUGCUCAGCGGGCGCGACAAUGGCUCUCCAUUUACAUUGCUGCUUGACUCACUGGAGCAGUCAGCGAGACCCCUAAUCCGUGAAUACAUCCGCCGAGCGAAUGUUGCUAAAACGCGUGUUGUCUUCGUCUCUCUAGAGACAUUGAGGAAGCCCUAUGGAGCCGAUGUUUUUGUACAAGGCGCGGAACUGAGACCGCCAGAUCUGCAGAAAGAGAUUACAUUAGCAACAUCGUCAUCGAGCAGUCUUUCAGAGACUCUCUUGAUAUUCGACACGCUCAACGCACUCGCAAGCUUCCAGUCUGCGAAUCUGCCAGCCUUCCUCUCAUCUAUGAUCUCGCCCACGACUUCACUCCUCGCAAUUUACCAUCUUGACAUGGCUCUACAGCUCUCUCAUGCAUAUCCGUACUCUCCGCAUCCAUUGACUUUACUCAAGUAUCUCGCGACCACCAUCUUCACUCUCUACUCCACGUCUCAUGUGCUAGCGCAAAGGUAUGCCAGAGACCGCAGCCUCGCCGAGCCCGUCUUCGGCUUAGCGGAAGAGAAUGAAGGCGCCAUCGCCGGCCUAGGACGCAAUGAUCCCCGCGGUGUUGUGCUUGAGAUGGAGCAUCGCCGCAAGUCAGGCCGUGGGGUGAGAGAGUGGUUCUUCCUCCCCAACCCCAGCGCUACCAGCACAAACGGUGCAGUGCCAAGCAAGAAAGAACUUGCCGUCGUUCUGCUAGAGGACUCCCCGCUGUUCAGACGAGUCCUGCAAGACGGUGGCGGGGAAGACGAUGGGGCGAUGGACGUAACGUUUGAGUUAGGGCUCACAGAGAAGCAGCGGAGGGAUAGGGAGGGCAUCGUCCUUCCGUACUUUGACGCACAGAAGGGUGAGGGAGGGGAGGGUGGGAGGAUCCUGUAUGACAUGGGCGAAGAGGACGAUUUUGACGAGGAGGAGGAUGAGAUAUGA
Molecule: messenger RNA, 999 nt
Organism: Coniosporium apollinis CBS 100218
Lineage: Eukaryota; Fungi; Ascomycota; Dothideomycetes
Exons: 3
Coding region: 1-999 (332 amino acids)
Biological process (GO): tRNA wobble uridine modification
Cellular component (GO): cytosol; elongator holoenzyme complex; nucleus
Molecular function (GO): tRNA binding
Source: RefSeq, a predicted model, not a curated record